This is a messenger RNA of Aphanomyces astaci, 1213 nucleotides long. RefSeq lists its product as hypothetical. The annotation marks the transcript as partial. The transcript has a single exon. NCBI's taxonomy places the organism in Eukaryota, Oomycota, Saprolegniomycetes, Saprolegniales, Verrucalvaceae. Gene Ontology annotation, molecular function: protein binding. The record is from RefSeq and is a predicted model, not a curated record.
AAUGGACUUUGUGCUGCGCUCGCCGGAGCUGUUGCGCGAGGUGUGGGUGUUCCAAGGCGGGCACUACAGCGACAUGCUCCCUUUCCUUCAUCUCGAAUCAAUCCAUCGUCCAAUUUUGCAUUAUGCGAUACGAACUGGAACUGCUGACCUGGACUUGGACCCACUUCAUCACCUUCUCACAGCAUGGUACGCCGCGUACGGCGUCGACCGGUUGCCACGGCUAAUACGUUCAAUGCCUCAUAUGAAAUCCAUUGUGCUUUGUGAUGCAGCUGCGUUCGGCAACGUUCCUGUGCUGGACUUAUUGAACAGGUUGGAUCCGCUGCACACGUACGUCAAGGACGAACACGUCGGUCUGGCGGCGGCGAAUGGACAUAUCGACGUCCUGCGCUACUUGAAUGACUGUCCUUUUGGAUGGACGACCAAGAUCAUGGACUAUGCCGCCACCUACGGAGAGCUGGAUACUGUCAGGUGGCUGCAUGAGCAUCGGACCGAAGGAUGCUCUUUGGAUGCGAUGAACCAUGCAUCGAACAACGGACACCUGCCCGUGGUGGAGUUCCUGCAUCUUCAUCGACCAGAAGGCUGCAACUCCCAUGCCAUGGACUUGGCAGCGUCGAACGGCCAUUUACAAGUGGUGCAAUGGCUGCAUGCUCAUCGCACAGAAGAAUGCACGUUCAAAGCGAUGGAGUGGGCGGCGUCCAACGGCCACUUGGAGGUCGUACAGUGGUUGCAUGCACAUCAACAUGGUGUUCACAACACUCCCAAAGCCAUGAUGCUAGCAGCCAAGUAUGGCCACGAGCACGUGGUGCUCUACUUGUACGACCAUCAUGACGACGAGCCUAUGCGACGUUCCGCCAUCGCAUACUCGGUCAUGAAUGAAGCUGCCAAAGCUCACCACGACGAGAUUGUGCGGGCAAUGUGGCUUCAUACCAACUUUCAAUCAAGCAACCUUCUACGCCGAGCCAAGGCAGCUGGUCACGUUGACUUUAUCAAGUGGCUGCGGCAGGACAGCGUUCGAGAGCAAGCCAAUGCAACAAACAUGACCAUUAUCGAUAUUUCAAACGUCCACGUCGAUCAAGCAACGGCGGCGCCUUAGAUGGGCUUUCGACAACGGAGGGUUAAGUAUGUACUGUACAGUCUGUACAAGUGGAAGCAAACAUGUGCAUACUCUUACUAGGUAUGGCCAACGAAAAUAGCUGGAACAGCAUGAUUCAUG